AUGCGGCUGUCUUUGAUCCAACCACACUCCUCAGGGGCCCUGCUGCUGCUGCUGCUGCUGCUCAUGUGGGAGAAUGUGGCUUCUGUACCCAGGUGUCUCAUGAAAGAUGGAGGCUGUCAGAAGGUCCUUCGCUUUAUGUUUAAUAGGACAAGCACCAUAUCGGAGACCAUCAAUCGCCUCUCUUUGGAAACGUUAAAUGAAUUUGAUGCACAGUAUGAUCCAGGCCAGAAGUUUCAGAACAAGCCCACCAUGACCUGCCACACUGCAUCUCACUCCAUCCCAAACAGCAAAAGGAAAGCUCAAAGAAUGCAGCCUGUGACCCUUCUGAAUGUGACCAUCAGAAUGCUGGCUGCCUGGAAAAACCUUCUGUACCAUGUACAAAACAGUAUGGCUGACCUUGAUGGAACUCCAUAUGCUACCAUAUCAAAAGUUGCCUUGAUUGAUAGGCAAAUCAAAAGACUCACAAAAAAUCUGCAGGGCAUUAAUACUAUACUCAGCCAGGUUCAUCCUGAACUUAAGAAAAAUGAGACCUACACUGCCUGGUCAGGAGAGCCAUAUCUACAGCAAUCCCAAAGAGGAAUCCAACUUUUUGGUCUACAUAGCUUGUUCGUCUGCUUGAACAGAGACACACAAAAAGUGUCUGAUUAUGUCAAUAUCCUGAGACAACAAAUUGUUCAUAAUGAAUGA
Messenger RNA from Myodes glareolus (Bank vole), 687 nucleotides. The record is from RefSeq and is a predicted model, not a curated record. NCBI's taxonomy places the organism in Eukaryota, Metazoa, Chordata, Mammalia, Rodentia, Cricetidae.